Perca fluviatilis (European perch) is the source of this 559-nucleotide messenger RNA. Its product is annotated as toll-like receptor 13. Gene Ontology annotation, biological process: inflammatory response; toll-like receptor signaling pathway; immune response. Lineage: Eukaryota; Metazoa; Chordata; Actinopteri; Perciformes; Percidae. The transcript is spliced from 4 exons. The record is from RefSeq and is a predicted model, not a curated record. Gene Ontology annotation, cellular component: membrane. Gene Ontology annotation, molecular function: transmembrane signaling receptor activity. Bases 113 to 532 code for a protein of 139 amino acids.
GCUAAUUAAACUAUUCUUACUCUGUUUUUAAGUCCCGUAAUCUAGGUAGGGUUGCUGCGUUGAUUUGCCAUUCGAGUCAGACAUAGAGAGGGGAAAUGAGAGCUGGAGACCCAUGACACACUUUUCUCUAACUGAGAAACGAAGACGCCCUGUUCACGCAGUGGAGACGUACUGGAAACCAAUUGUAGAGAACAUUACGGACGCCAUAUACGGCAGCAGGAAGACCAUCUGUGUGAUCACCCGGCGUUACCUGCAGAGCGAGUGGUGCUCCAGAGAGAUCCAGAUGGCCAGCUUCCGUCUGUUUGACGAGCAGAAGGAUGUGUUGAUCCUGCUAUUUCUGGAGGAGAUCCCGGCCCACCAGCUGUCUCCGUACUACCGCAUGAGGAAGCUGGUGAAGAAACGCACCUACCUGAGUUGGCCCCAGGCCGGCCAUCACACGGGACUCUUCUGGCAGAACGUAGGGAGAGCUCUGGAGACGGGGGAUGCUCCCACCGAGACCGCUGACCUGCUCACUGGACCGGCAGGAUGCUGAGAUACAUCGGUUGGAAAAAAGCUACAA